Molecule: messenger RNA, 657 nt
Organism: Symbiodinium pilosum
Lineage: Eukaryota; Dinophyceae; Suessiales; Symbiodiniaceae
Source: the annotation of a GenBank genome assembly
AUGUCCUUCAACCUCCGCUACAAGAACCACGAUGACGACGUUCAUGGUUUCGGGUGGGAACAGAGACUGCCCGCUGUCACAGAAGUGGUGCUGCGUCACAACCCGGACAUUAUUGGAACCCAGGAAGGCUUCCUACAACAAAUACAAGAACUCCGGGAGAAGUUGUACGAGCAUGAAAGGAACUACACGGCAUGCGGGUGCCCGCGAGAGCGUAUCCUGGGCAUGAUACCUUGUGGCGAGACUUGCUCAGUAUUGUCGCAUUGGCCAAGAGUGAAGUGCCUCGAACAAGACUCCUUUGCACUGUCGGAGACUUUCUCGAAGAUUGGAUCCACAAGUUGGGGCACCGCCUGUCCACGCAUCGCAACAUAUGCGUGGCUGGCAGUUGACACCGGGGAUCACCAGAAAGGAUAUUGCCUUCUGCUGCUGAACACACAUCUGGACCACAGGCGCGUAAUUCGGUCCCGAAGCCUUAUUCGAGCUGUUCAGCAUCUACAUUUCCUUGAUAUGGGGGUUUCUAAAAGCAUGGGUCCCCCAUAUAUACCCCCAAAUAGUACAAUAUUCCUGUAUUCUUGGGACGUGUACAGGAGACACUUACUUUUCGGAAGCCAUAUGUCAACCCGCAUUCAACGCCGGCAGGUCAGACACAGCCCGAAUUGA